Molecule: messenger RNA, 528 nt
Organism: Bacidia gigantensis
Lineage: Eukaryota; Fungi; Ascomycota; Lecanoromycetes; Lecanorales; Ramalinaceae
Exons: 1
Coding region: 1-528 (175 amino acids)
Biological process (GO): mitochondrial respiratory chain complex I assembly
Cellular component (GO): mitochondrial inner membrane
Source: RefSeq, a predicted model, not a curated record
AUGACAGACUUUGGGAUGCAGGAUAUUUUCUCCAAUAGCCCAGCGCCUACGGCUUCAAUCGAUGCCUGUCUGUCAGAUGGCUUCCAUCUGGACAACGGUGUCAGGAUUUCGGAUGGAGAUGGGUUGAUUCUUGUACAGGGUGAAGCUUUCGCUUGGCGGCCGUGGGAAGUCUCAGAUCGAGGGGCCGGCGGUAAAGAUGGUAGAAAGAGAAGGAGUAUGGUGAAUCUCAAAGGGCAAUGGGAUACGGAGCAAGGUUCAGAGCGUACCUCGGAUCAGGGGGUAGGAGGAGGCAGCAGCGCAUGGGGUCUCCUUGAGACUGUGUGGCCGAAACCAGAAAUGUUGAUUCUCGGACUGGGGAAACGGAUGCGGCCGCUUUCGCCGGCGACGAGGAAGAAAAUACAUGAGCUGGGUAUACGGGUCGAUGUGCAGGAUACGAGAAAUGCGGCAGCACAGUUCAAUUUACUUGCUACGGAACGGGGAGUUGGAAAUGUGGCCUGUGCUCUGGUGCCUCUUGGACGGCGAGAUUAG